GUCGCGAUGCUCCCCCUGAGGCGGCGCCAGCGGCGGCGGCUGCGCUCGGGGCUCGGGGUCCCGGGCGCCGCGGUGCUGCUCGUCUGUGCGGCGGCCUGCGCCCUGGCGGAGCGGGCGCCCGCGGGCCGCGCGUCGGCGCUGAGCGCGUAUUUCGGCACCAAGAGCCGCUACGAGGAUGUGGCGCGGCCGCGGGCCGGACCGGGGCCCGCGGGCCCUUGCGCGCCGCUGCAGCUCGUGGCCCUGGUGCGCCACGGCACCCGCUACCCCACGGCCAAGCAGGUGGGCCGCCUGCGGGCGCUGCGCGGGUUGCUGCUGCGCUCGGGCUCGCCCGGGCCGGGCCUGGCGGGCGCGCUGGCGCGCUGGCCGCUGGCCUACGAGGACUGGAUGGACGGGCAGCUGGUGGACAAGGGCCGGCGCGACAUGCGCCAGCUGGCCGCCCGCCUGGCCGCGCGCUUCCCGCCGCUGCUGGGCCGCGCCGGCCUGGCCCGCGUGCGCCUCGUGUCCAGCUCCAAGCCGCGCUGCGUGGACAGCGCCGUGGCCUUCGCGCGGGGCCUCUGGGCGCACGGCCACCCGGACCAACCGGAGCCCGAGUCAGCAGAUAUGGAGUUUGGGCCACCUGAGAUAAAUGAUAAACUUAUGAGGUUUUUUGAUCAUUGCGAAAAGUUCCUAACUGAGGUGGAAAAGAAUGAUUCAGCUCUUUAUCAUGUAGAAGCCUUCAAAAAUGGACCAGAAAUGCAGAAAAUUAUUAAAAAAGUUGCAGCUCUUUUGGAGGUGCCAACAAGUGAUUUAAAUGCAGAUUUAAUCCAAGUCGCUUUUUUUUCCUGCUCAUUCGACCUGGCUAUUAGAGACAUUCAGUCCCCCUGGUGCGAUGUCUUUGACACAGAGGAUGCCAAGGUGCUGGAAUACCUGAAUGACCUGAAGCAGUAUUGGAAAAGAGGGCAUGGCUACGCGAUCAAUAGUCGGUCCAGCUGCGGCCUGUUCCAGGACAUCUUUCAUCAUUUGGACAGAGCUGUUGAACAGAGACAGAGGUCUCAGCCUAUCUCCUCUCCAGUCAUCUUCCACUUUGGACAUGCAGAGACACUGCUGCCGCUGCUUUCUCUCAUGGGCUAUUUUAAGGACAAGGAGCCCCUCACUGCUUACAAUUACAAGGAGCAAAUGAACCGUCAGUUCCGGAGCGGCCACAUCGUCCCCUAUGCGUCCAAUCUCAUAUUCGUGCUUUACCACUGUGAGCACGCUGAGACGCCCGCCCGAGAGUACCAGGUGCAGCUGCUCCUGAAUGAAGAGCCGCUGCCAUUUGUUCACUCUCCAGAAACCGUCGCUGUGUAUCAGGAGCUGAAGGACCACUAUAAAGACGUCCUGCAGAGCUGCCACUCAGACCAAGAGUGCGUCUUGCCAAAUAUCAACAUCACGUCUGACGAGCUGUGAGUGACUGGCAUGGUUCUAGAGGGAAGGAUUCCAUGUUGGCAUGACAGGGUCACCGGGCACUGCCCUGGUGACAAAAAGCGCAAGUAUUUCUGACUUCACAGAGGAUUUCGUUAUGGAUCUGAAAUUUGUGUGUGUGGAAAAAAGUUUUGCUCCAAGGUAGCUCAAGGAAAAUGUUUUUUUUUUAAAAAUCCUAAUUUGUGACCCAGGAGACAUCUGAUGAUGAAAAUGUUUACAGAAAUGACUUCAAAUUUUAUUAGUAAUCACUACUGGCUUAUAAAUUUGAUUUCAGAAUAAUACUUGAAAACGCCAGAAUAAUCAAAUUGUCUGUAGAACUGGAUGCAAUUCAUUCUAGGAACUCAAGUCCUUUGAUUUUUGUGGACAUCUUCUCACGCCUUAAGCAGGGAGACUCAGCCUGCUGUAAGUAGGCCUUUAAUCAGAAAAAAACCAGUCAACUGGAACUAUAACUUUCUGUGGAAGAUAGCGAGCUGUUAAAAUGUUAAACAUUUAUUUUGUGUCUGAUUUAAGGGGACAUUUUGAGUGACAUAAAAAUAGAAAUAAGCAUUGUUUCUUAUUAGUAUCCCUAGGGUAUAUUGAUGCUUUGGAAAUGAAAUGCUUUGUGGCCUUUCAUGUGAUGCUAGUUUUACUUUAUAAUAAUGGAGGAAGAGGAUGGUCAGAAUCAAGUCAGGAUCAGCCUCCUCAAUCCUUUGGUGAGCUUUUGGGCUUCUAUUCUCCGUUUUGCACCUCUUGAAAAAGUAUUAAUCACUAUUAUCAUCAUCAUCAUUAACAGAAACAAUUUUUUUGAAUUUAAGGCUUUAUUCUGCCUAGCCUAGUUUCUUUCAUUCAGAUUAGCAUUGGAAUUAUAACCUGCUAAGUACUACCAAAUGUUUGUAGGAAUAAUAACGAUGAAGACUCUGAUGAUGAUAAUGCCAGUAAUGACUCACACGUCAAGUGAAGAAUUAUCAAGUCCCCCAAAUUCUAUGGGAAUUUCGGCUAUCAGUAUGCCAGUGUUCCUCUCAUUUGGCCUGUACGCUGAAGGGGUGGAAGGAGGAAGAUAGUGGGGAAAUGUGAAGUAAGAGAGAUUCAGAUGCCAGACCAUAUUAAAAAAAAAAUUUAAUCACAUUAGGGAUGAACUUUUUUCGAGUGAGAAACAAGCUUUCUGUGAACAUUUUGUUAACAUUAUUGGUUUGGGUACAGAAAACUAUGAUUAAUUUAAAUCAUCAGUUAGUUAAAAUCCUUAGUUUUUAAUGAGUGAGGGAACAAAUCAAAAGAACUCCAUCUCAAGGAUAUGUGAGUACACACCCAUGCACAUUCGGUCACGUCUCUGCCUUCUCUCCCUGACGUCUGGGUCCUUCUAGGGGAGAAGUCAUGUCUGUGGGGUCUAGAGGUCUGGCCCUAGAGUCUCCAAGUCCUUACUCUGAUACUUGGCUGGGGCAGGUCACCUGACCUCUUAGUGCUCUGGGUAGCCAUCAGUCAAGUCUCCAUGAGGCCAGACCCUGCCAGGCUUAGAGAUCUGGGAGAGAAGGAAACGCCCCUCCUUAGAAUGAACUUACAUUCUGGUGGGGGCGCAUGUUAAAAGAGAAUUGUCCACACUGAGUCUUCCCCCCGCUAAUGAAAUAAAAAAUCCUGUGCUCCAUCCAGACCAUGUGUGCAUAUGUCACCCACUGAAGAGCCACUUCAGGUCAAUUCCACAUCCAUUUGAUAUCUACUCUGUGUAGUUUUCCUUUCCAUGCAUUAACUCAGUUUACCUCUGGGAAAGUAUUGACAGACUUGCUGGUGGACCAUGAGGUGGGAUGUGGUGGGUGUGUGGGUGUGUGCGUGUGUUCGAGUGAGUGUGGGGGGGUGUGUAAAAUCUCCGUGCCCUGUUCCCCAUGUACAUCCCGGGUCAGGACACUUCCCUCUUUGUCUCUUAGAGCUUCAUGUUUAUCAGUGUUCUGGGGUGAUGGAUACUCAGGAUUUGGGGCAGUGGGGCAGCCUCACAGACAUCGAGAAGUCCUGUUAUGUUGAAGUACAUUUUACUCAGUGAAGCAGGAAUGUUUUCAGUAGCAGAGGCCAAAGCAAAAAUGUUUUCUGAUAUCCUCAUACCAUUCUGUUCCCAGAGAAUUAUGUUCUGUGGGAGUUUUAUUGGAUAUUGGCCUGGGGAACAAGUGAAGUUAAAAGUACUUUCUGCACCUGCUCCUGCACUGACUUUUAUGUCCUUCUGGUUAGCAGCACCUCUUAAAGCAGGUCCUGAUAAGAGGUGGGUUUUUAUUUGCUUGGGUGCUAACUGCUUUUAAAAAAAAUCAGAGUUUCAAAAGAAUAUAUUUUCUAAGUUUCCUAAGUAAGCAAAUUAUAGAAAUACUCAGUUAAGCCUCUCAGGACCUCAAGUCAGGAGGCCCUAGGUCUGGGUGCUGGUUCUGACCCUUGCCUGUUUGACCCUGGGCAGGUCACAGCCCUUCUCUGAGUUUCCCUGUGCUCAGGUGUAGAAGGGCAUACUACCACCUACCUCCUCGAAUGGUCAUUAUAGGGAAAGCCCCGUGUAGCCUUUCAGGGUCUUUGUAGGAAAGUGAAUAGUGGUGGCUGGGAUUGCUAACUACCCUAACCCUGAAUGCUUCCAGGCUGCCAGGGCUUUGGCACAGCUUGGAAAUGGUGAAUGAAAUAGGUCUUAAGGAUGAUAUUUUCAGGCAUGAGAUUUUUCUGAAGGAUGAUUAUCCAGAAUCUUCAUGAAAACAGUCUACUCCAUCUGAUGUGCCUGCUUUGUAAUUAGGAGGGAUGAUGAAAAAUCUAGAUGAAUUUUGGAUUCACCAGUAAGUUUAAUCAAGUGGAGAAAUGAUGGAAGGGGAUAGAAAUAUUUUGUUUUAAAAUAUAUGGCUUUGGAUUCAAUGGGAUUUUAUUUAAUGGAACUUUUCCAGAUCUUCUGGCUUUGCCUAAAAUCUUUGGACCAAGUAUGAAGUUGGGGCUUGACACUGACCUUGACCAGAUGGGAGUGUCGGAUUGACUCAGUCCCUUUAAAGUGAACUUAGAAAUAAUUACUUUCGAGAAUGGGUUAAAAAAAAUGUAAAAAUUUUUGUACAAGUUGUUUGACCUGAGGGUCCUGUAGGACAGUAUAGUCAGCAUGCUUGCAUUUGUUAGCACUUGAUAUUUGAGGGAGGACAGUGAGAUGGUAAUUGUUACUGGCGCUGCUUCUGUUCUAGGAAACUUGGGGGCUUCUGGGCUGUGGUGCUAUUUCUUUCUCCUGUUGGAAAUGAUUGAAACGAAAGAAUUUUGUGAUGAAAAUUAACGGUGAUAAGUAAGAGCGGCCUCUGGAGUGGUAAGAAGGCAUGCCAUUGCCUCACUGCAUCAGAGUGACAGAAUAGGACAGCGCGAGCUCACCGUUGUGCUUUUGAAAAUGCCGUUAGUACUCUCAUUUGUCCUCAUCUCUGUCCAAUGCAAGACCUGGAAGUGAGCUGGAGUCGGGUACAGCGAAGACCGUGUACUGUUUACCAAAAAAGCAAAGCUCGGGGUUUUUGCACAUGUUUUAUACUUUGAAUUUGUUGUGUAGACAGUAAUCGUUUCUUGUUUACUUUGUGUUUAAGCUUUAAGUUUAGCCUUCAGACUAGAAUGGAAGUAUGUAUUUUUAGAGCAGUUUAGCAUGUGGGACUUCUCACAGGUCCGGAGGGCAGAGGGCACUUGCCGUUAUUUAUAUGUGAUUUGUAGUGGUUGGAAUCUGCAGCCUUUUAUAUUGUGCGAGCUUGAAAAUAAAUACUUCAUGUUGGACUGUU
This is a messenger RNA of Trichosurus vulpecula (common brushtail), 5162 nucleotides long. It is a transcript of the gene MINPP1, whose product is annotated as multiple inositol-polyphosphate phosphatase 1. Gene Ontology annotation, molecular function: acid phosphatase activity; inositol phosphate phosphatase activity. The record is from RefSeq and is a predicted model, not a curated record. The transcript has 5 exons. The coding region runs from base 7 to 1425 and encodes 472 amino acids. NCBI's taxonomy places the organism in Eukaryota, Metazoa, Chordata, Mammalia, Diprotodontia, Phalangeridae.